Nerophis ophidion (straightnose pipefish) is the source of this 1990-nucleotide messenger RNA. Its product is annotated as gastrula zinc finger protein XlCGF57.1-like. The transcript has 3 exons. Bases 536 to 1891 code for a protein of 451 amino acids. Gene Ontology annotation, molecular function: RNA polymerase II cis-regulatory region sequence-specific DNA binding; DNA-binding transcription factor activity. Gene Ontology annotation, biological process: regulation of transcription by RNA polymerase II. Lineage: Eukaryota; Metazoa; Chordata; Actinopteri; Syngnathiformes; Syngnathidae. The record is from RefSeq and is a predicted model, not a curated record.
AUGCUUGGAAGACAUGCGCUUUGCGGCAAAGUCCUCCUUUUCUCCACACACGCUUCUAAGCCUCGGCACAUCUCCUCACAUCGCUACUAACUACACUUUAUUCAUCCUCCGUGUCAGGAUAAACUCCACUCAUCUCAGCCACAUUUGGAGAUUAUUAGGCCCGUUUAGCUUGAUAGUUGUUUGAGCGCGCCAAUUAGCUUAGCAUGCUAGUUAGCUUAGCAUGUUAGCCGCUAACAAAGAGACGCGGAUUUGAUCAACACAUCGCUUAGUUAAGCUCAAGUGUGAGUGUAAAGUGUUGUGAUUGUGUGAAAAUGUGCGAAAGAACGAUAGAAAAGUAUGAAGAUUAACUUUGUUGUGUGAAAAUGUGUGAAAGAACGAUAGCAGAGUACAAAGAGGAACUUUCUCGAACAAAAGAAGAGAACGAGAGACUAGUCAACUAUUGGAGGCUGUUUUCAAGAAACCUCAAGUUGUGUUACACAGAACAGAUGUCUGUAAAAAAUAUCGCCCACCUGAGCAGCAGGAGGGGUCCUCCAGUAUGGAGCAGAAGAAGUCACAGUACCUCCACGUGAAAGAAGAGGAGCCACAGCCCCCUCACUUUAAAGAUGAAGAAAAACAGCGGCUGUCCCCCCACUUCAUAAAGGAAGAGAAGAGACACCUCGUCAGUGUGAAGAGUGAAGAUGAUGAGGUCAAAGACGUCUGUGAAGAACAUCUUCACCCUGAGCAACAGAAGUGGAGCUUCAGGAUGCGGACGGAGGAGCCACAGCCCUCCCACAUUAAGAAGGAAAAGGAAUACCCACUGAUCCCCCAUUUUAAAGAGGAAGAGGAGGACCAACUAACACCCCAUUUUAAAGAGGAAGAGGAGGACCAACUAACACCCCAUUUUAAAGAGGAAGAGGAGGACCCACUGAUACCUCUUUUAAAAGAGAAAUCGGUGAAGAGUGAAGAUGAUGAGGUGAAAGGUGAAAGUGAGGAGAGGGGAGGGGGGGAGCCUCCAAGCAGCAGCUCAACACAACACAUGACAACAGAAGCUGAUGGAGACCACUGUGGAGGAUCACAAGCAGACAAGCUCUUAGCUCCACUAUCAGAUAGUGAGGACACAACGUCACACUCUCCUGACACUGAUGAUGAAGACUCUAAAGAUGAUAAGACAUGUCACACUGACAACACUCACUUCACAUGUUCUCACUGUCACAAAACUUUUAAAUACCAUUGUCGUCUGAAAACACACAUGAGAACACACACUGGAGAAAAACCUUUCUCUUGUUCAAUCUGUGGUAAAGGUUUUACACAAAGUAUCAAUUUGAAAGUACACAUGAGAACACACACUUGUGAAAAACGUUUUUCCUGUUCAACCUGUGGUAAAGGUUUUACACAAAGUCAGAGUUUGAAAAUACAUAUUAGAACACACACUAGAGAAAAACCUUUUUCUUGUUCACUCUGUAGUAAAGGUUUUACACAAAGUAUCAAUUUGAAGGUACACAUGAGAACACACACCAGUGAAAAACCUUUUUCCUGUUCAAUCUGUGGUAAAGGUUUUAGAGAAAGUCAACAAUUGAAAAGACACAUGAGAACACACACUUGUGAAAAACCUUUUUCAUGUUCAAACUGCGGUAAACAUUUUACUCAGAGGCCAGAUUUAAAAGUACACAUGAGAACACACACUGGAGAAAAACCUUUUUCAUGUUCUAUCUGUGGUAAAGAUUUUACUCAGAGGCCACAUUUGAAAGUACACAUGAGAACACACACUGGAGAAAAACCUUUUUCAUGUUCAAUCUGCGGUAAAGAUUUUACUCGAAGGGAAAAUUUCAAAAAGCACAUGAGAAUACACACUGGAGAAAAACCUUUUCCUGUUCAAUCUGCAGUAAAUAUUUUGCGCAACGGCACUAUUUGAAAGAACACGUGAGAACACACACUGGAGAAAAACCUUUUACAUGUUCAGUAUGUUGUAAAAGUUUUUUACAAAGUCAGCAUUUGAAAAGACACAUGAGAA